Molecule: messenger RNA, 1158 nt
Organism: Mangifera indica (mango)
Lineage: Eukaryota; Viridiplantae; Streptophyta; Magnoliopsida; Sapindales; Anacardiaceae
Product: protein PARTING DANCERS
Exons: 7
Coding region: 65-883 (272 amino acids)
Biological process (GO): resolution of meiotic recombination intermediates
Source: RefSeq, a predicted model, not a curated record
UCCCGCUUCACUUUCUACAAAUAUCUCUCAACUCUGCACAAUUUUCGGUUUUAAUUCUUUGCAAAUGGCAUAUCAAAAAUCAAGCUACGGCGAUCCAACGGCUCAGAACACGUCACAUUUCGCUAACUCAGGAGGUGCAGGAGUUUGUAUGAUGAGCAGCACAUGGAGAGAUGAACAGCACCCAUCAUUCAUCAAUUUUAUCUCUUCCUUCCUCGGUGCAAAUUCUUUCCGCCUCAAUUUUGUUCGAAUAGCUCCUGACUUAAUUUUUAACUGUGGAGGUUUGUCAGUCUCAUUCAUUUUCGUCACAAACUGGAACUGCAACAAUAUUGAGCCAGUCUUUGGCAGGGUGAAGAAACUAAAGGAGCAGUUUGCCCAUCUCUAUGUUGUUGUCAGUCUCCCAACUAGAGACCAAAAUGAUUCUUUUGUUCGCUCUUACUUCAAAUAUGAUAUGGACCUUGGCAGACCAACAUUUGUGCCAGUUCAAGACAUAGAGAUGGGUUUGGAAAAGAUUGUUAAAAUAGCUCACUCUCGUGGAGGUACAAUUGUUCUCUAUGAAGCUCACCUCAGUUUCUAUUCAGGUAGCUUAUUGAAUACCAUUUAUACUGCAGCAUGCAAGCAGCGAGAUGCUUUAUCAAAAAUGAAGGCUGAGAGAAAGCGGUCAGUGCAGCGAAUGGACAUCUUCCUUGAAGUGAUCACAUCCAUACCAUCUAUAGAUAAUCAUGAUGCAUAUGCGCUUAAUCAAGCUAUUGGCUCAAUUGAAGCAAUUGCUAAAGCAUCAAAGGAAUACAUUCUAGAGAACACGGACCUAUCAGCAGACAAGGCUGAAGCGAUAGUCAGGUUCUUCAGAGAUCCAAAGUUUUAUCUCAAUCCAAAAAUCAAUUAAUGCUUAGAACAUUUAUUAUCUCUAAUGAUUCUUUUAGCAGCUGGUGUUGCUAGUUUUGCCUGGUAUGUGCUGUGAGGAUUAUAGUGAUAUAUGAUUGCAGGUUAUUUGAUUGAAUACUUCCUUUAGAAAGUCUGUAGACAAAAGAAAAGAGGCUUUAGAUUUAGAAUUUAGAAUUUUUAUGUGAGACAUAGGUAAAAGUUUUCUAAAUGCUCCUAUUAUAUAUGCUUUUUAUUGAUAUCAAAAUAAAAUCAUUCUCAACCGUGUUAGGAAUUUCA